This is a messenger RNA of Antechinus flavipes (yellow-footed antechinus), 3496 nucleotides long. RefSeq names its product adrenoceptor alpha 2A (gene ADRA2A). Gene Ontology annotation, biological process: regulation of vasoconstriction; regulation of smooth muscle contraction; platelet activation. Gene Ontology annotation, cellular component: membrane. The record is from RefSeq and is a predicted model, not a curated record. Gene Ontology annotation, molecular function: alpha2-adrenergic receptor activity. The transcript has a single exon. Bases 510 to 1826 code for a protein of 438 amino acids. Lineage: Eukaryota; Metazoa; Chordata; Mammalia; Dasyuromorphia; Dasyuridae.
CACCACGGUAAGAGAGACUUGCUUUCCACUCCAGAUCUGAAGUGAAAAAGCCAUACAUUUCUUGUCCAUUCUUCCAAAUAAAAAGGGCAGAUUCUCCUUUUUCUCCCCUCCCCUUAUCUCUUUUUUCUUUGGAGAAUCAGGAUUUCUCCUCCUGCUUGGCCUUGCGUUUGGAAAUAAAACUUGGAUUUACGAGUAGGGAGUGGGUGAAAAAGGGAAAGAGGAGACCAAGACCACCGUAAGGUGGGGGAUAUUGUGAUCUCCCCGGUAGCUGCUGCGGGAUAAGAAGACUGAGACCAUGGGCUGCUAGUUUUAUUCAUAGCACUUCUCCAAUUCCCUCCUCUCUUUCCCCACACACUGCCUUUCUGAAUCCCCUCCCCCAGAUAGCAGCGCCCCAUGUGAGCCACCGAGAGCUUUCUCGGGGUGGGGGUGGGGGUAGGGGAAGAGAACUGAAAUCCCGGAGAAAAAAGACAGAGUUGGGACUGAGUGGAGGGGAGGAGGAGUUUGUUUUCAUGUUACACCGGGAUCACCCGCUGGCGGAGGGGAGUUUCGCCCCUAUGGGGUCCCUUCAGCCGGACUCAGGCAAUGGAAGCUUAAACGGAACUGAACCGGGUGGGGGAUCGCGGCAGACCCCUUAUUCAUUGCAGGUGACCCUGACCCUGGUUAGCUUGGCUGGGCUGCUCAUGCUGUUAACUGUGUUCGGCAACGUGCUGGUCAUCAUCGCAGUGUUCACCAGUCGAGCCCUCAAGGCACCCCAGAACCUGUUCUUAGUGUCUCUGGCCUCGGCUGACAUCCUUGUAGCCACGCUGGUCAUUCCCUUCUCACUGGCCAACGAGGUGAUGGGUUACUGGUACUUCGGCAAGGUGUGGUGUGAAAUCUAUCUGGCCCUAGAUGUGCUCUUCUGCACGUCCAGCAUUGUGCACCUGUGCGCCAUCAGCCUAGAUCGCUACUGGUCUAUCACUCAAGCGAUCGAGUACAACCUGAAGCGGACACCCAGACGUAUCAAGGCCAUCAUCUUCACUGUGUGGGUCAUCUCGGCUGUUAUUUCCUUCCCACCCCUCAUCUCCAUCGAGAAGAAGGGAGGUGGCAAGCAAGUGGAGCCCUUAUGUGAGAUCAACGAUCAAAAGUGGUACGUUAUCUCCUCCUGCAUCGGUUCUUUCUUUGCCCCCUGCCUCAUCAUGAUCCUAGUAUACGUACGUAUCUACCAGAUCGCCAAGCGUCGCACCAGGGUGCCGCCCAGCCGGCGCAGCGAAGGCAGCGAGGCUGCUGAGCGCCGUCCCAACGGGCUUCCAGACCGGGGAGGUGGGGAAGACCAACCUCUGCCUGCCAAGCUCAACGGGGCGGGAGAGCCAGUCCCAACCGAGAGGGAGGUGAACGGACUGGACUUGGAGGAAAGCUCCUCAUCAGAGCACCCGGAGCAGACGCCGGGCCCCACUGGUCCUCGAAAAGGGGAGCGGCCCCCCAGGGGAAAGAGCAAGACAAAAAUGAGCCAGGUGAAGCCUGGUGACAGCCUGCCCCGGAGAGGGGGCGAGGAAGAGCGGGGCGCCAAAGCGUCUCGCUGGCGAGGGCGCCAGAACCGCGAGAAGCGUUUCACCUUUGUGCUAGCCGUGGUCAUUGGGGUCUUUGUAGUCUGUUGGUUUCCCUUCUUCUUCACCUACACGCUCACCGCAGUCUGCUGCUCCGUCCCCCCCACCCUCUUCAAGUUCUUCUUCUGGUUUGGUUACUGCAACAGCUCACUCAAUCCGGUCAUCUAUACUAUUUUCAACCACGACUUCCGCCGGGCCUUCAAGAAAAUCCUCUGCCGAGUGGAUAGGAAGCGCAUCGUGUGAACUGAAGCUACUACCCCACACGCCUCCAUCCCCUCCACUCCUCAUUCACACCCUGCAGUGCUCCCAGCCCUUCCCAACCUCUUGCUGUCUCUUUCCACCCCAGGGAUCACCGGGAAGCUGGGAGGCAUUCUUGCUUUUAGGGACGAAGUCCUGUCUCAGUCCUUGGAAUAAAGACCGGGCAGAGAGAAAGAAAAUACUCCGACCCAGGGCAGAGCAAUAAAGCGGACUCGAGUAGGAGAAAGAUGAUACCAUGAGAACAGUACUUGCACAGGCGCCUGGCUCUGUGUAAAGAGACUCAUGACUAACCCAGAUGUGUAGGGCUCUACAACCAGUAAGACUCCUUCCUGCUUCCAAAACUUCCAAAAGGGAUGCUCUGCAAGCCCAGCUUGCCUUCCCAGGGGUGGAUAGCAUUAGUAUUCACUCAUUGUGAAGUUCCAGUUGGAAAAACCUCCUUUUCUCCAGUUCAUUUCUGGCCCCAAAUAAGGGCCUCCAGCUGACCUUCGGCUGCAUGCUACUCCAUAGAGCAGUAUUGUUUUCCAAAAGGUAUUUCCCAUUAACCCCAGGCCCAGACAUCAGAAGUUAGGCUCAAAUUGCACUUUGUGUUUGGGAAAAGAGAAAGUUGGAAUUCUUGCAAAGAAUUAAUGGGGCAGUCGAAGCCAGGCUUUUUGCCAGGGCUAAUUGCCCAUUUCCUUCAUGAUUGUAAAUCUGCACUCUUAAAAAUAGUAAAGAUGGGGUUACCUGUGUUGUGUUGUAACUGAUUGGUGUUGAUAUUGUUGUUUGAAUUCCUACUGCUGGACUCACCUGCCAGAAGGAAGCAUUAUCUCUCCUAGAGAGUAAAACCCUUUGGCAGUGUAAGGUGGUUGUUACUGAUUUUUUUGCUCCCUCCCUCCUUUUAAAGAUCCUCUAGUGUCUUCUUCACCAGCAACUGGUGAUUAUUCCUGUGGAUCUGGAUGUGGUUUGAUAUUUCCUGACAGGGAAACAUUUCUGUACAUUUUCCCUGUGCCUAUCAGCAUAAUUGCCUUUUCCUGUGUAAAUAUUACAGUAAUAAAUCAAGGCAGAGUUAAAGAAACUCCUUCUGACUUACCUUGAGCCUCUCUAUAUCAUAAUUAUUUCAUUCUCAGAACUGCAGCCUCAAAUUUUCACUUGAAAACAGGAUUCAUCACUCUUAUUUUUUUCACCAUGAAAGCAACUGCCUGAAGAAUAAAUAUGUUUAUAUAUAGUAUAUGGAAACCCUCACCAGUGGACACUGACUAAUAGGGAGGAGGGAGCACUUUAACUCCUGCCUUAAGAGACAGAGGGAUAGAAAUUAUGUGGGCAAAGAAACCUUGUUACAACCUGCCCAAGUUAAACAGUGUGAAGAGACAAUUGGUUCUGCCUGCCAAAUUGUAUAGUUAUUGACAAAAUAGUUUCUCAGCAUCAAAAGUGUUGUCCUUUUUCUUCUUUCCUUGAUCAGACCAUAUUGUUUAUAAACUCAGAAGGUGGGGUGUGAAGGUCUAAGACAAAUGUUUACAUCAGCAUUUAUACACAUGUUUUUCAAUAUUGAGUCUUCAAGGACUGCUACCAUAUUUCACCAAAUGGGGAAAACAAAGUCAUCAGAUGUUACUAAUAAUACAUAUUUUUAAAAAAAUAAAAGUUUACAGAUCAAAUGUGAAAUAAACUAAUUAAAUGUU